CUUCCUGGGACCUGUCUUGGAUUUGUCGUGGUCAAUAUUCAACAGUGGUUUCGCCAUGUUUCGCCGCGACCGUCCAGACGAUGUGAUAGGGAAUGUUCUGAACCAGAACGAUGCUUCUCGGGCACUGUCGCCUACGGCUGUUGCCACUCAAUUCCUGUUGAUGUCGGGAGUUACGAUAUUUACGAUUCUCACCUUCAAUGCCUUACGGCCUAGGAACAAAAUUGUCUACGAGCCAAAGCUCAAAUACUACGUUCGUGACAAGAGACCACCCAACAUCUCAAAUGGUUACCUUGGUUGGAUCCCACCUCUCAUCUAUACAAAGGAGGCCGAAAUGCUGGACAAAUCUGGCUUCGAUGCUGUGACCUUCUUGAGGUUCCAGAGAAUGGUCCGCUGGCUCUUCACUGGAAUAGCGAUCAUCGGAUGUGGUGUCCUCAUCCCUAUCAACGUUCUGUAUAACAGAAGACAUGUUGACCCAGACCGACGAGACGUUUUUUCUACCCUUACCAUCCGCGAUGUCAGAGGCCGCGUCCUCUUCAUCCAUGUCGGCGCUUCAUACGUGUUCACAAUCUGCAUCAUGUUUGCAGUUUGGUAUAACUGGAAGUGCAUGCUCGAAAUUAGACGUUCUUGGUUCAUGUCUCCCGAAUACACGCAAUCCUUCUACGCUCGUACUCUUAUGAUUCGGAAUGUGCCAAGGAAGUAUCAGUCGGACGAAGGCCUUCGCAUUGUCCUCAACGCUAUGCAGAUGCCAUAUCCGGCUACAAGCGUACAUAUUGGACGUAAUGUCGGACGAUUGCAGGGUCUCGUGGAUUAUCACAACAAUGCCGUGCGUAAACUCGAGGAAAUUCUUGUUCGCUAUCUCAAGGACGGCAAAUCCAAUGCACACCGACCGACUGUCAGAAAGGGUGGUUGCUUCGGUAUGGGCGCUAGUAAAUAUGAUGCCAUCGACUACUAUACAAGCAAGGUCAAGCGAAGCGAAGCGGCUAUUGAAAUGUACAGAGAAGAGAUUGGGACGUGUACGGCCGAGAAUUAUGGAUUCGCAUCCAUGGCGACAGUACCAUACGCACAAAUGACUGCUCGCAUGCUUCGCAACAAGAGGCCGAAGGGUAUGACUGUGUGCUUAGCUCCCCACCCGAAAGACAUCAUUUGGGAGAAUAUCGGCAUGAGUAGCACAACGAUAGCUGCACGUAAAACACUCGGCUGGAUCUACCUCGCACUUGUGUGUUUCUUGAACACCGUCCCAGUCCUUGUUGUAUCUUUCCUCGCCAAUUUGAAUGCCAUGACUGCAUAUGUAGCAUUCUUGCAGAAUUGGUCGAAGAGCAACCCUGCCACGUUCACCAUCAUCUCUGGUAUACUUCCGCCCGCUGUCAGCGCCUUCUUCGGAAUCAUCUUUCCUGUCAUUAUGCGUUGGUUGUCUCGUUUCCAAGGCGCUGUCACUCGUUCUCGCCUAGAUCGGGCCGUCAUCGCCCGAUAUUUUGCGUUUCUUGUUAUUUCACAGCUGUUCAUCUUCACGUUGAUUGGCGUUGUAAUAAACUCUAUCACGGAAAUUGUAGCUCAGAUCGGGAAGCACAAGAGCUUCAAAGAGAUAGUCGAAAAUCUAGAUAAGCUUCCGGGAGCGAUCAGCCGCACCUAUAUCGACCAGGCAAAUUACUGGAUUACAUAUUUCCUUCUACGCGGAUUCAUAGCGGUUUUUGACCUUAUCCAGGGUCUCCGCUUAAUGACCAUUUGGUUCAAGAAGCGGAUCCUUGGACGCACACCUCGCGAUAUACGUGAGCUGAGCAAGCCGCCCAGAUUUGACUACGCAGACUACUAUUCCAAUAUUCUUUUCAUGUGUGCAGUUGCUCUUGCCUUUGCUCCACUCGUACCGCUUAUGCCAGUUGCUGCGGCCGUCGUCUUCUGGAUAUUUUCUAUCGUAUACAAAUAUCAACUUAUAUACGCUUUUGUCACGAAAGUCGAAAGUGGAGGACGUCUCUGGAAUGUUGUCACCAAUAGGCUCCUCUGGACCGUUGUGUUCAUGCAGGCGCUGCUGAUGCUUACGGUCGGAUUGCAGGAAGGAUGGAAAUCAUUCCAAUGGGUGUCAACUCUCCCACCUAUCCUCUUAGUCUUAAUAUUUAAACUCUACAUCGAGCGUGCGUUCUUACGGCAGUUCAGAUGGCACAUUCCAAGCGAGGAAGAACUCCGUCUAGCGAAGGUACACUCAGUGCGCGGAGACGCGCACGGAAGUAGGCUUGAAAGGCGAUUCGGCCAUCCGGCGUUGCACGCUGAGCUCUUCACACCCAUGCUACAUGCGGAUAUGAUGCCUCUCUUGCCGAAGGUUUACAAUGGAUGUUUUGAUAAUCAGUGGGUGGCACUGGAUAAUAGAGCAGGUCAAAAGGCAGAAGCUUGUGGUGUCAAGAUUGCUGCUGUUCACGCGAAUGAACUUGAGUACGAUCCCUCGCUCUACCGGCGCGACCGCCUUGAGAUAGACUGGGACCGCGACUCGAUUUCCUCUGCCGGUAUACUCAGCAUGAAUAGCGACAAGCCAUCCUUACAACAUCAAAAUUCGCAUUUCUACGCCAAUCCUUCGACGAGGGUAUCUCAAGUACCGACAGGAUACGACAAUUACCUCGCAUACGGACCAAGACGGGAGUUCGAAGUGGUCAGUCCUGACAAUACAGGCGGCGAUCAAGCCCGACUACCCCUCCUCCCGUUAGAUCACCAACACGGUCAUCAGACUCAUGCACCUUGGGCUGGCAUGUCGCAAAGCACCGCUUCCUUACCCAUUUACUUCGGUGAGUCCGAUAACGGAAGGCUCUUAUCGAGCCCGUGGCAAACGAACAUCACCUCAGGCAUGUAUUACGCUUCAACCCCGACUCCGGCACAGGUUCAAACUUUGGCAGGGUUCCAGCAGCCACGUCCUCAACCUAGGCCUUAUCAAGAAGCCGGACUGAGCAAUGCCAAUGAGACGGGCGUAAGUCAGCGAAUACCACAUACACGACAAGUAUCAUGGUAUAGUUACACGGAUAACUAUUUCGCAGCAGGAUCUGAAUCAAAUAUUGGAGGACGUGGGGCACAUCGGGUAUAA
Messenger RNA from Fomitiporia mediterranea MF3/22, 3061 nucleotides. Its product is annotated as DUF221-domain-containing protein. The record is from RefSeq and is a predicted model, not a curated record. The coding region runs from base 56 to 3061 and encodes 1001 amino acids. Gene Ontology annotation, cellular component: plasma membrane. The transcript has 14 exons. Gene Ontology annotation, molecular function: calcium-activated cation channel activity. Lineage: Eukaryota; Fungi; Basidiomycota; Agaricomycetes; Hymenochaetales; Hymenochaetaceae.